CCUCGGCCCUCUUCCUGCUCUUGAAAAUGGUCAAGAUGCUGGCGGGCUGCUCGCUGCUGCUGCUGCUGCUCGGACAGACCAUGCCUCCCGCUAUGGCCAGACAGCGGCCUCACGCCAGGCCCCCGGCCCGGGGCAGAGCCACGCGGACCCACGCACAGACGGCCCUCCUGGAGAGCUCUUGUGAGGAUAAGCGGGUGGACCUGGUCUUCAUCAUCGACAGCUCCCGCAGUGUCAACACCCAUGACUAUGCGAAGGUCAAGGAGUUCAUCGUGGACAUCUUGCAGUUCCUGGACAUUGGUCCUGACGUCACCCGGGUGGGGCUGCUCCAAUAUGGCAGCACAGUCAAGAACGAGUUCUCCCUCAAGACCUUCAAGAGGAAGUCUGAGGUGGAGCGGGCUGUGAAGAGGAUGCGGCAUCUGUCCACGGGCACCAUGACAGGGCUGGCCAUCCAGUAUGCCCUGAACAUCGCCUUCUCAGAGGCAGAGGGCGCCCGGCCCCUCAGGGAGAAUGUGCCACGGGUCAUAAUGAUUGUGACGGACGGGAGGCCGCAGGACUCGGUGGCCGAAGUAGCCGCAAAGGCACGGGACACGGGCAUCCUGAUCUUCGCCAUUGGUGUGGGCCAGGUGGACUUCAACACACUCAAAGCCAUUGGGAGUGAACCCCACGAGGACCAUGUCUUCUUGGUGGCCAACUUCAGCCAGAUAGAGUCGCUGACCUCAGUGUUCCAGAACAAGCUGUGUGCUGUCCACAUGUGCAGCGUCCUGGAGCACAAGUGCGCCCACUUCUGCAUCAACACGCCCGGCUCGUACGUGUGUAGGUGCAAACAAGGCUACAUUCUCAACGCGGACCAGGAGACCUGCAGGAUCCAGGACCUGUGUGCCCUGGAGGACCACGCGUGUGAGCAGCUCUGUGUGAACGUGCCCGGCUCCUUCGUCUGCCAGUGCUACAGUGGCUACUCGCUGGCCGAGGAUGGGAAGCGGUGUGUGGCUGUAGACUACUGCGGCUCAGAAGACCACGGGUGUGAACACACGUGUAUAAAUGCAGAUGGCUCCUACUCGUGCAAAUGCCACGAAGGAUUUACUCUAAAUCCGGAUAAAAAAACGUGCACAAAGAUAGACUUCUGUGCUUCGCGUAAUCACGGGUGUCAGCACGAAUGUGUCAACACUGACGAGUCCUACUCUUGCCGCUGCCUGAAAGGCUUUAUGCUGAAUCCAGACAAGAAGACCUGCAGAAGAAUCAACUACUGUGCGCUGAACAAACCGGGCUGUGAGCAUGAAUGUGUCAACACGGAGGAGGGCUACUACUGCCGCUGCCGCCGGGGCUACUCCCUGGACCCCAACGGCAGGACCUGCAGCCGGGUGGACCACUGCGCGCAGGACCACGGCUGUGAGCAGUUGUGCCUGAACACAGAGGAGUCCUUCGUCUGCCAGUGCUCGGAAGGCUUCCUCAUCAACGAGGACCUCAAGACCUGCUCUAGGGCGGAUUACUGCCUUCUGAGUGACCCUGGGUGUGAAUACGCCUGCGUCAACACGGACAGAUCCUUCGCCUGCCAGUGCCCUGAGGGCCACGUGCUCCGCAGCGAUGGGAAGACCUGUGCAAAACUGGACCCUUGUGCUGCGGGGGACCAUGGCUGUGAACAUUCGUGCAUAAGCAACGAAGACUCAUUUGUGUGCCGGUGCUUUGAAGGGUUCGUACUCCGAGACGAUGGCAAGACCUGCAGGAGGAAAGACUUCUGCCAGGAUGUGGCCCACGGCUGUGAGCAGGUGUGUGUGAGCGGCGACACGUCGUAUACCUGCAAGUGCUUGGAGGGGUUCUGGCUGGCAGAGGACGGGAAGCGCUGCAGAAGGAAGGAUGCCUGCGCUUCGCGCUCACACGGCUGCGAGCACAUCUGCGUGAGCAAGGGCAACUCCUAUGUCUGCAAGUGCUCCCAGGGCUUCGUCCUCGCCGAGGAUGGACGGCGCUGCAAGCGAUGCACGGAGGGCCCAAUUGACCUGGUCUUUGUGAUUGACGGAUCCAAGAGCCUUGGUGAAGACAAUUUUGAGAUCGUGAAGCAGUUCGUGACCAGAAUCAUAGACUCCUUGGCCAUUUCCCCCAAGGCCGCCCGCGUGGGGCUGCUCCAGUACUCCACGCAGGUGCGCCCCGAGUUCACUCUGCGGAGCUUCCACUCGGCCAAGGACAUGCGGAAAGCGGUGGCCCAAAUGAAGUACAUGGGCAAGGGCUCCAUGACCGGGCUGGCCCUGAAGCACAUGUUUGAGAGAAGUUUCACCGCGGCGGAGGGCGCCCGGCCCCUGUCAGCACGCGUGCCCAGAGUGGCCAUCGUGUUCACCGACGGACGGGCCCAGGACGACGUCUCCGAGUGGGCCAGCAAGGCCAAAGCCCAUGGUAUCGCGAUGUACGCCGUGGGCAUAGGCAAAGCCAUCGAGGAGGAGCUGCAGGAGAUCGCCUCGGAGCCCACCGCCAAGCACCUGUUCUAUGCGGAGGACUUCAGCAGCAUGGGCGAGAUCAGCGCGAAGCUGAAGCAAGGCAUCUGUGAAGCUCUAGAGGACUCCGACCGGAGACAGGACUCCCCAGCAGAGGGGCUGCCAAAGAGGGGCCGCCAGCCAACAGAAUCUGAGCCAGUCACCAUAAAUAUACAAGACCUACUUUCCUGUUCUAAUUUUGCAGUGCAACAUAGGUACCUGUUUGAAGAAGACAAUCUUUCACAGUCUACACAAAAGCUUUUCCAUUCCACAAAAUCUUCAGGGAGCCCUCUGGAAGAAAAACACGAUCAGUGCAAAUGUGAAAACCUUAUAAUGUUCCAGAACCUUGCGAAUGAAGAAGUCAGAAAAUUAACACAGCGCUUAGAAGAAAUGACACAGAGAAUGGAAGCUUUGGAAAAUCGCCUGAGAGCCAGAUGAGGACUGGAAAUGCUCUCCACAUCUGUACACCAUGGUGUUGAGGAUCACACGAGGCACGGAGCCCCACAGCUCAGGCUGUGAUGAAGUCUGUAAUGAGCAGUAAACACACCAGUUCUGAGCAAGCUGGUUUGCUAUACAAAGGCAAAAAGUGCACACUAACCUGUAAAAAUUUACUUAGGAGAACAAAUCCAUCAGAGUUCUAAGAUGAGUUUACUGUGAGAAUAAGCUACACAAGAUAGUCUUUUAUGUCCUCUGGAUAGGAUCUGCUUCUGCCUCAGGCAGCCUUAGUGUUGCAGUCUCAUCUGAUUACAAGUUCGCAGUCCUCCUUCUGCAAGCACUGGCCGGCCACAGAAAAUGCUGGCUUGGUACUGGACUUAUUCUUGAUAUAUGUAUAUGGAUGCGUAAAAAGCACAGGACAUAUGUACUCGUGUAACAAGUUGAAUUUUUUAUACAGUAUUAAAAUUCACUACAGAGAAUGCAUUCUGUGUAAAAUUCUUAAAUACAAGACAUGUGCACAUGAAAACGGCCAA
Molecule: messenger RNA, 3427 nt
Organism: Chinchilla lanigera (long-tailed chinchilla)
Lineage: Eukaryota; Metazoa; Chordata; Mammalia; Rodentia; Chinchillidae
Gene: Matn2
Product: matrilin 2
Molecular function (GO): calcium ion binding
Source: RefSeq, a predicted model, not a curated record